AUGAGGAUUUCUCAGGAGGAAACUUCAUUCCCAAUCACUCGUGAGAUCUGCCGUGGUCACCAAGUUUAUCAGCAAGUCUGUGCAUCUUGCCACUCCAUGUAUCUCAUCUCAUACCGUGAUUUGGUGGGUGUUGCCUACACAGAGGAAGAGGCAAAGGCAAUGGAUGCUGAGAUCGAGGUUGUUGAUGGUGACCAAGUGACGAAGGUGAGAGAUGUUCACCCGAUCUGGUAAACUCAGUCCUCCAAUGAGUCAGAUGCAAGGUUCGCCAAUGGAGGAGCGUAUCCACCUGAUCUAAGUCUUAUAACUAAGGCACGUCAUAAUGGCCAAAACUACGUCUUUGCUCUUUUGACUGGUUACUGUGACCCUCCUGCUGGAAUUUCGAUAAAAGAAGGGUUACACUACAAUCCUUAUUUCCCUGGUGGAGCAAUCGCUAUGCCAAAGAUGCGUAACGAUGAAGCUGUUGAAUAUGAAGAUGGAACUCUUGCAACAGAAGCUCAGAUGGGUAAAGAUGUUGUAUCAUUCUUGUCCUGGGCAGCAGAACCAGAAAUGGAAGAGGAAACUGAUGGGUUUCAAGUGGAUAUUCUUACUAUCAUUGGCUUUGCUUCAAGCUGCAUAUUACAGGAGACUGAAAUGGCCAGUUCUCAAAUCUCGGAAGCUGGUUCUUGACGUCGUCAACUAAUAAUCCCCUGAAGAUGAGUUUUUUUUUCUCUAUUUCUUGUAUCCAAUUUUUUUUUUUUUUUCUUGUAUCCAAUUUAUUAGACGAACUUUGCAAAAGCGGUUCGAUCUCUUGCACACAAUUCUGUAAAACGAAUUACGUUCGUCUGCGUUUGAUAAAUUCAUGUCCAAAAUCCAUAAAACCUUUUACAUC
Messenger RNA from Raphanus sativus (radish), 868 nucleotides. Its product is annotated as cytochrome c1 2, heme protein, mitochondrial. The transcript has 6 exons. Gene Ontology annotation, molecular function: heme binding; electron transfer activity. The record is from RefSeq and is a predicted model, not a curated record. Gene Ontology annotation, biological process: mitochondrial electron transport, ubiquinol to cytochrome c. Lineage: Eukaryota; Viridiplantae; Streptophyta; Magnoliopsida; Brassicales; Brassicaceae.